This is a messenger RNA of Grosmannia clavigera kw1407, 1077 nucleotides long. RefSeq lists its product as uncharacterized. The transcript has a single exon. The record is from RefSeq and is a predicted model, not a curated record. The coding region runs from base 1 to 1077 and encodes 358 amino acids. Lineage: Eukaryota; Fungi; Ascomycota; Sordariomycetes; Ophiostomatales; Ophiostomataceae.
AUGAGCCCCAGUUUUUGUGACGACAUCCGGGAGUACCCGAGAUCUAGCGAGAAAGGGUGGCAAAUUGUCGUCAACACCUCGGAGGGGGUGGUCACCAUGCCAGAAGGUGCCGAGGUCGGGCCUGAGCUGAUGCCACCGUUUAAGACGAGCCUUAUCGAAACCAAACAAAUUGUCUUGCCUGCGAUGGUGCACAAAACUCGCACCGCUUAUUUUCUUCUCAAGAAUGACAAUGAAACGUUGGGACGCUUCCUGAAAGCGGACCUAUUGACAGACAAGCUGAACAAACUGCAUGACAAUCUCUGGCUGGCCGGCCUGCCGCUGCCGCCACGGCCUUUGCAUCGUCAGGUCAUGAUGGGUCGUGCCUUGAAACUGACCGAGAUGCCCGACGAGCAUCUCGUGUGGCACCAGACCGAGCUCUUGCUCAAGCCACUGCCCGACUAUCUGCUCUGCCGCGACUUCUGGGCCGAAAAUCUGUGUAAAGAGAAAACCCUUUACGAAAGUGCCACCGGCUUCCUUCUCAGUUACGCCUGGCUUAUUGAGCGUAAAAGCGAUUUCAAAAUUGCCCAGGACGAGGGCCUGAUCUCAAAAGAUAUCGAAUGGCGGUGUUGGAUUUCCUUCAUCAAGGAGUUCUUAAUUGACAUCAAUCCCUUUAGCUUACACCAGGUCAACCGUCGCUACCUCUACGGUGAGCUGCGACUCACGCGGCUGAACCACAUAACGCGCUUCCUGCCUUCAAAGUGGCCUCAUGGCAAUUUUGUUCGGGGGUAUAUCUCGACCAGCACGUGGUACCAGGUCUUCUUCGAGUCUAACUUCUCCUGGCUGCUUGCCGUCUUCGCAUUUUUCUCUAUGCUCUUAUCGGCCAUGCAGGUCGGACUAGCAGUAGAUGAGCUGUCCGAUAAUCAACAGUUUGAAAACCUCAGCUACGGCAUCUCCCUGUUGGCCAUAGCGUCCGUCUUUUUUGGAUUGGCCCUGCUGUCGCUGGUUUGGGGUUUUCUCUUUUGCUACCACCUCUUCUCGACAAGGAGUUUGAAUCAGAGAAUGCAAAAGAAACGAAACGACAUCAAGCUGUCUGCGUGA